AUGGGAGGCCGGCUGCUGGCCAUUCUUCUGGCUUUGGCCGCAGUGCCCAGGGCCCAGGCGAUGUGGCUGGGGAGACUGGACCCUAAGCAGCUUCUCGGGCCCUGGUAUGUCCUUGCUGUGGCCUCCCAUGAGAGGGGCUUUGCUGUGGAGAAGGAUGUGAAGGACAUCGAGGGGGUUAUGGUGACACUCACUCCAGAGAACAACCUGAAGCUACUGUCCUCUCGGCACGGGCUGCAGGGAUGCAACCAGAAUGUGGUGGAGCUGCUGAGACGAAGCUCGGGAUGGGUGUUUGAGAACCCGACCCUGGGCGUGUUGGAGUACCGUGUGCUGGGCACGAACUUCAGAGACUACGCUGUGGUCUUCACCCAGCUGGAGUUUGGGGAAGAGGCCUUCAGCACCGUGGAGCUGUACAGUCGGACUGAGACGGCCAGCCAGGAGGCCUUGGGGCUGUUCUCCAAGUGGAGUGAGGGCUUGGGCUUCCUGUCUCAGCAGCAGGCCCAGCUGCAUAAGGACCUCACCUGUGCACAAAAGAUCCUCCAGACAGAGAUCUGA
Messenger RNA from Otolemur garnettii (small-eared galago), 552 nucleotides. RefSeq names its product lipocalin 6 (gene LCN6). The record is from RefSeq and is a predicted model, not a curated record. The transcript has 7 exons. Bases 1 to 552 code for a protein of 183 amino acids. NCBI's taxonomy places the organism in Eukaryota, Metazoa, Chordata, Mammalia, Primates, Galagidae. Gene Ontology annotation, molecular function: small molecule binding.